Messenger RNA from Rubroshorea leprosula, 1941 nucleotides. The record is from the annotation of a GenBank genome assembly. NCBI's taxonomy places the organism in Eukaryota, Viridiplantae, Streptophyta, Magnoliopsida, Malvales, Dipterocarpaceae.
UCUUCUGCUAGUAUUCUAUUUUUGAUUUUCUGUUUCGUUGUUUUUUCCCUUUCUCCUUCAACAAAACACAAGCUGCAUGAAACAGAAGAAUCCAUCCGUCUCUGGUUCUUCCUUUCUCCCUUUUUAACGCCUUUUAAGCUCUUAUUCAUGGCAUUCCGCUCGUCCUCUUCUUCAGGUGAAGUUUGAUGAUUUAUGAAAUUCGAGACGAUCUGUGGAAUGUGAUGUUCUGAAUUUUUUUUCACCACUGGCUACAGUAUCGGGACGUUGUGUUUUCGCUUUCGUUUUCGUUUUGAUUUGGUGUUUUCUUAUUUUGAUUAAAGAGAUAAGAGGUGGAAACUGUGAUUUUUCAAGCAAUAGCAUGGGCUAUCUGAGUUCAGUUUUAUCGGCUUCGAGCCAGGUUCAUGCUGAUGAUCAAGGACCUGUCAGUGGCGGUGGCCUCAGUCAAAAUGGAAAGUUCAGCUAUGGAUAUGCAAGCUCUCCUGGGAAAAGGUCUUCAAUGGAAGAUUUUUAUGAGACAAGAAUUGAUGGUGUUGAUGGAGAAAUUGUUGGUCUUUUUGGAGUUUUUGAUGGGCAUGGGGGUGCACGAGCUGCUGAGUAUGUGAAACAAAACCUUUUCAGUAAUCUGAUUAGACAUCCAAAAUUCAUUUCUGACACAAAAUCAGCUAUAGCUGAUGCAUAUAACCAUACAGACUCUGAAUUUUUGAAAUCAGAAAAUAACCAGAACAGGGAUGCUGGAUCAACUGCUUCCACAGCCAUUCUUGUUGGUGAUCGCUUGCUAGUUGCAAAUGUUGGGGAUUCUCGAGCUGUAAUCUGCAGAGGUGGAAAUGCCAUUGCUGUAUCUCGAGAUCACAAGCCAGACCAAAGUGAUGAGCGACAACGUAUUGAGAAUGCUGGAGGAUUUGUGAUGUGGGCUGGAACUUGGAGAGUUGGAGGUGUGCUUGCUGUUUCUCGGGCGUUUGGUGACCGGCUCUUAAAGCAGUAUGUUGUUGCUGAUCCAGAAAUUCAGGAGGAAAAGAUUGAUAGCUCUCUUGAGUUUCUUAUUCUUGCAAGUGAUGGAUUGUGGGAUGUUGUUACAAAUGAGGAGGCUGUUGCAAUGAUAAAAGCUAUGGAAGAUCCAGAAGAGGCUGCAAGGAGGCUCAUGCAAGAGGCAUACCAGAGAGGUAGUGCUGAUAACAUUACUACAGUUGUUGUCCGCUUCCUGGCCAAUCAAGGGGCUUCCUCUCGUGGUAACCCAGCCAAACAUGGGGGUUCUUCUCAUACCAACCCAAGCAAUAAUGGGGGUUCCUCUCAUGCUAACCAAACCAAUCAAGGAGGUUCCUCUCAUGGUAACCCAGCCAAUCAUGGAGGCUCCUCUCACAAUAACCAAACCAAUCAAGAGGGUUCUUCACAUAGUAACCAAGCCAAUCAAGGGGGUUACUCCCGCAGCAACUCGGCCAACCUGACCAAUCAAUGGGGUUCCUCUCGCAGCAUCCAGACCAAUCAAGAUGUUUCCUAUUUCAAGUAACUCUACCUAAGCACAACGCAUUCUAAGGUUUUGGCUCUCUAGCUGAUGACAGAAAUGAGGUGAAAUAAACUUGGACUAAUAGAAGGCCAGAAAAAAGAAAAAUUUAAAUAGUAAUAGGCAGUCAUAGAAAUCCUACAAUAGCAUUGUACUAUGUAAAAAUUUAGAAACACGGACAGACGCAUUCUACUAUCAUAGAAAUCUUUGGGGUAUCUCGAGAUCAGAAACCAUUGCUUUAUCUAUUUCUAGUUUCUGUGAUAAAAUUGAAGCACUGUUUAGCUUCUGUUCUUGGGGUCUUGCUGUUAGAUUUGUGCAUGUCUUGACUUUGUAAAGAGUCUGAAUCUGAAGACGACUAUCCACCUGUUUCUGAUGUAAAUCUAGUACUGUAAUUGUUUAUUACGUUAUCUUUAUUUUAGGGAAAAAAAAAAUGGAAACCUUCA